CUGUGGUUAUCGAUAACGAUGAGCGCACAAUAUCGAGCAUGGCUGCCAACUCUCUGUCAAAGGUUCUUUUCCGGUUUCGUACACGACGAAGGAGAUAUUAAACAAUGGGCCGUUACUCACGUGAGCCAGAUAACGCCACCAAGUCGUGCAAGGCGCGCGGACCAAAUCUACGUGUUCAUUUCAAGAACACCCAUGAGACCGCACAGGCCAUCAAGCGCAUGCCACUUCGUCGUGCCCAGCGUUUCCUCAAGGCCGUCGUCGAUCAGAAGGAGUGCGUGCCCUUCCGCCGUUUCAACGGUGGUGUCGGCCGUUGUGCCCAGGCCAAGCAGUGGAAGACUACACAGGGUCGCUGGCCCAAGAAGUCUGCCGAGUUCUUGUUGCAGUUGCUCCGCAACGCUGAAGCCAACGCCGACUACAGAGGUCUCGAUGUCGAUCGCCUGGUCGUCGAUCACAUUCAGGUGAAUCGCGCUCAGUGCCUGCGUCGCCGCACAUACCGUGCUCACGGUCGCAUCAAUCCCUACAUGUCGUCGCCAUGCCAUGUUGAGGUGAUACUCACCGAGAAGGAGGAGGUUGUUGCCAAGGCCACCGACGAUGAGCCCACAAAGAAGAAGCUCUCCAAGAAGAAGCUGCAGCGUCAAAAGGAAAAGAUGUUGCGUUCUGAAUAAAAAUAUUGUGUCUGGAACACGGGGGGCAGUGGCGCGAUUGUCCUCGCCCCACCGUCGCCCAUGCCGGUGUUAACAAAAAAAACUGAAAACAAA
Drosophila sulfurigaster albostrigata is the source of this 758-nucleotide messenger RNA. It is a transcript of the gene RpL17, whose product is annotated as large ribosomal subunit protein uL22. Gene Ontology annotation, cellular component: cytosolic large ribosomal subunit; ribosome. The coding region runs from base 105 to 665 and encodes 186 amino acids. The record is from RefSeq and is a predicted model, not a curated record. Gene Ontology annotation, molecular function: structural constituent of ribosome. NCBI's taxonomy places the organism in Eukaryota, Metazoa, Arthropoda, Insecta, Diptera, Drosophilidae. Gene Ontology annotation, biological process: cytoplasmic translation. The transcript has 3 exons.